GAAAUCCACAGUUCCUGGUUUAUUUGAGCUCAUUCAGCGUCAUCAGUCAAGUAACCUACUUAUACAGAACCACUAGAUGGCGUACUCCACACAAACACUGGCUAAAGGCUGCUUUGGAAAAAUAUAUAAAGAGAAGUUUGGAGACGCAUGGGCUGCUAUAAAGAGAGUCCCUGUAGAAUACAUCAGCAGACACGACCUGGAAAGAGAAUGCCAAGUAUAUCAUAAUGUUCGGCAUCCCAAUGUGGUGAAGCUUCUUGGUGACCCUUGGAUGAAAGAUUAUAUGUGGUACAUUCCUUUGGAAUUUAUUUUUGGAGAAGAUCUUGAGACAACCAUCUUUAAAGCACAAAUCUCCAAAAUACAGUUGACUCCAGCAGUAAAAGCCACGAUCAUUAUUGGUAUGUGUGAUGGUUUGCUUCAUCUGCACAAUAAAGACGUCGUCCACCAAGACCUUAAACCUGAUAACAUCAUGAUCGAGCAUCAAACCUGUCGUGCUGUGAUCAUUGACUUGGGGUUGGCAAAGUUUCUCAAAAACGGACUCAGCUCUGCACAAAAUAUGGGCAAUGAAGCGUACUCAGCUCCCGAGAUCCUGCAGAGAGGUGGAAUUCGUGACAAGCGAUCAGAUGUUUGGGCGAUGGGUAAAAUCAUAGCUGAACUCUGUGCCAGGAUCAGGUUAAUGACUCAAUAUGUGUCUGCCAGCAAAAUUCUGGAAAUUCUUAAAGAUCAACCAUACUGUACGGCAGUUUGCAGGAUGGUGGACACCAAUCCAGUUUCUAGAGUUACUAUGGCUGGAGUCAUCUCAGAAAUACGAAGAGCUGGAUCAGUAGCACAAAUGAACGUCAGGCCAAGUGACGUCACUAUGGCACAGGGAAAUGAAAUGAGGGGAAAUCAAAGGCGGGCUCAGCAAGUAGCUUCGCCACCUAAGAUGGAGAUAAAGAAACCUCCUGUAAAUCAGAUAUAUUAUCACCAGGAUCCACCUCAACAGAGGGAAAUGGGAAAGGGAGCAGUCGUCCCAUUAAAAGGACCGGGUGCGAACAAUCCGAUGUCCCUAAUGUCAUUUCCUUGCCCCCUACCAGAGACUGGAAAAGUGAUUCAAGAACGCUAUAAUGAGGAGAAAGGAGCUAUGGAAUAUAAAGAGAUCGUCACAAAGGGAGGGAAAAUCAUUAAAUAUGAAAAAGUGCAAAUAAUGAAAGAUUCCUAAGAAAGUAAGAUUUUUGUCCUGGGAACCGGGUGCAUUUUUAAUGUCUGUGUAUCUCUAUAAGGUUUGAAAAAGUCAGAAUUGGAGAUCAUCUUUUGUUGUCUCAUCAUAAAUUUUCUUUUAUUGUAAGGUAUAGCCAUCAUUUUACAGUGUGGCUUAACUAUAGAUCCGAUACUGCUAUGAGUAACUCACUUUUAGUCUAAAUAAACGUAUGUAACCCUAGUUCCCUGAGAAGGGAACAAGACGCAGCAUCACCAUAGCAGCUCAAGUUCCACGAAGGGGAACGUCUCAGGUUAUGUAUUUAACCCUUGUUCCCUCAGAAGGGAACGAGACGCUGCGUCGCCAUAGCAUAGCGUUGCUAUGGCAAAGCAUUGCUAUGGCAAAGCAUUGUUACACUCAAAAAAAUGAAAUGUUGGGUUUAAUUCAAAAUAUUAUGUCAACAGGUUCCACACAAUUUGAUUAAGUAAUCUCAACAAACAAUAAUUUAGUUCAUUUUACAAAAGAAGUUUGUUAAGUAAACGUAACAAACCUUAGUAGAGUCAACAAAUAAAAAUUGAGUUAACUGUACAUGAAAUUUUUUAUUAAUGAUGACACAAAAAUUUAAUUAUGCCAUUUUAUAAACUCCUACCCUUUUAAUUAGAAUUUAAGUCCACUUCUUUAUAUUAUUACAGUUUUUCAAACAUAUCACAAAUUUGAAAUGCAAUGUAACAUUCCAAACCGUUUGUUUAUUUGUUUUGUUCUAAAAUAUAGAACAAGUUAAUUGACUCAUAUUUAAUUUGGCCACUUAUUACUCACAUUCUUAUCUAAUGGUGCUACACUUCUGCAAGAGGGUGCCAGAACAACAAUUACCCAUAAUACACUGCAAAAUCCUCAGCCAUUGAGAUACAAGUCUGUAUUGAUUUUAUUAAUCUGUUACGUUUAUGCAACAAUGUUAUGUUGGCUGAACAAAUAAUUUUUACGUAAAGCUGACAAGACACACUUUUUUGUUGAAUGAACUAGAUUAAAUGAAGUUCACAUUGUUAAACUGAUUUUUUUAAGUUAAAUUAAGUAAAAUUGCCAAACGUGAAUUUUUUUUCAUGGUGAAGCGUUGCUAUGGCGACUCAGCUCAAGUUCCUCGAAAGGGAACUUAAUUAUAUAGGAUAAUUUGGUUACAUGUCAUUUGAGAUGUGUCAACAAUGAUUACAAGGUGUUUGGUUUCAUUUAUUUAUUAAUUGUAUUAAUUUUUUUUUUUUGGGGGGGCUGUGGUUUGAAGUAAAUUUUGCCUUGGUAUAGCCUAGACGUCUGGGCUCUGUUUGUAAUGCAACAUUUUUUGCUGGGGUGUUUAGUGUAUGUACACUAUUAUUGUAAAUUACCAUUU
Molecule: messenger RNA, 2552 nt
Organism: Paramisgurnus dabryanus
Lineage: Eukaryota; Metazoa; Chordata; Actinopteri; Cypriniformes; Cobitidae
Product: serine/threonine-protein kinase Nek8
Biological process (GO): protein phosphorylation; mitotic DNA damage checkpoint signaling
Cellular component (GO): nucleus
Molecular function (GO): protein serine/threonine kinase activity; ATP binding
Source: RefSeq, a predicted model, not a curated record